Messenger RNA from Guillardia theta CCMP2712, 894 nucleotides. RefSeq lists its product as hypothetical. The transcript is spliced from 10 exons. Gene Ontology annotation, biological process: regulation of translational initiation. Lineage: Eukaryota; Cryptophyceae; Pyrenomonadales; Geminigeraceae. The record is from RefSeq and is a predicted model, not a curated record. Gene Ontology annotation, cellular component: cytoplasm. The coding region runs from base 1 to 894 and encodes 297 amino acids.
AUGAUCGCUCUUUGCCGGUUCCCAGCAGCGCAUGGGUUCGCGCUUCUGGUCCAUGGGCACACGUUCGGUGCAGCGGCUUGCAAUGGACAGGGGAGGAUGAGAUCAUGCCGUUCGGUUGUACUGGGUCGAUUCCUUUCUUCCAAGAAGAGUAACACGAGAGGAAGUAGAAAUGCAUCUCCUAGAAUGAUGGCCAGCGAAGGAAAGUCCGCCUGGUUUACGCCUGCUGAAGAAACAUCAGCAGAAAUCAAGGUGAAGAAUAGCCGCUUCAUUGGGACGUUAGCAUACACUCCUUCAGUUGAAGAUGCGAGGAAAUUCAUCGCUGACAUGAAAGUGCGCUAUCCCGACGCAAGGCAUAACUGCUACGCUUUCAAGAUCGGCGAUGCAUCAAGCUCGAUCGAGGGCAUGAGCGAUGACGGGGAGCCAUCGGGAACAGCAGGCAGGCCCAUCCUCAACGUCAUUGCCGGCAGUUCUGUCACUGAUUGCACACUGGUGGUGACAAGAUACUUCGGUGGGACCAAGUUAGGAACAGGAGGUCUAGUCAAGGCAUACACCGAGUGUGCACAGGUAACUCUCUUGGGCUCCAAGACAGUGGAGCGAGUCUUCCGCGUCAGGCUGGCUGUAUCUGGUGUCGAUUAUGGACUCUAUGCAAAGUUGCGAUCAUCCCUCGAAGCCCUGGGAGGGAUCAUCGAAGACGAGAACUUUGGCGAGGACGUUGCUUUUAAAGUGAACGUGGAAGAAGAGAUCCGCGAACAGGCCAUUCAAGUCAUGAUGGAUGAAACGGCAGGUCAGACUACGGGAAGGCGACGAUUUCUUGAUGCCAUGGCACGGAAUCCAGGCUGGGCGGCGGGGGCUCCGAUCCCGAUCGCUGUGACUAGCCUCGGUGACUGUCAGUAG